AUGAAUGCUGAGAUUAAACAGUUAGCUGAUAACUGUGAGGCAUGUCAAGAAAUGAAGGCAAGAACCAGUAAAAACCUUCUUAAUCAGCAUGAUCAAGGAACGAGUGCAUGGCAGAAAGUUGGUUUAGAUUUGUUUGAAAUCAAAGGUAGAAAUUACCUUGUGACAGUUGAUUAUUACAGCAACUUUAUAGAAGUAGACUAUCUGAGCACUACUACUUCCAAUGUGGUUAUCGCGAUUCUGAAGAAGCAUUUUGCGAGAUAUGGUGUCCCGAUCACCAUAGUAUCUGAUGGUGGGCCGCAGUUUGCGUCAAGUGUGUUUGACCAAUUCACGAAGAAAUGGGGUAUAAGACACAUAAAAUCAAGCCCACACUACCCAAGAGCAAACGGAAAGGCUGAAUCGGCAGUAAAAACUGUAAAACACCUUAUGUACAAAUGCGUUAAAAACAAUGAGGAUCAGUUUGAAGCUCUAUUAGAACUGAGAAAUGUACCAAGACAAGAAACUGGGCUGAGCCCGUACCAAAUGGUGUUUGGAAAGCCAGGACGUACAUUCUUACCGUCAGUUGCUAAGAAAAGCAAGGAUCCUCAGGUGUUAGAAAAGAUCAACAAAAGAAACAAAUCUGUGAAGAAAUACCAUGAUAAGAGUGCGCGUGACCUGCCUAAGCUCAAAAUAGGUCAAAAUGUAUACUUUGAACAAAAACAAAAUCAACAAUGGAUUUUAGGAAAAGUAUUGGACACAUGUGAUGAACAUAGUUACCAGGUCAAAGCCCAGGAUGGAGCUACCUAUAGAAGGAAUAGGAUACACAUACGUCCAACGAAAAUUGAACCCUACAUUCGUGAUAAAUCUCCAGCACGUAUGACUAACAGUGAAUUACCAACUGGUGGAAAACUACAGGACUGUCAGAAUCCUAUGUAUACUCCAAGUGACAAUGUUACAAAACAGUGUGAGAAUUAUCACAGUGCUGCUAAUGCUAAUGAACUGACUGAAACAAAAACUGUGGAAUCUGCAGAUUCUAUUAAGACUGGAAAUGAAAUUCCACAAACAAUAAGACCAAAACGUGAGUGCAGAAAGCCCAAUUAUCUUAAGGACUAUGUAGUUUACAAGUGAAAUUGCUGUAAACAUGAUAAGACAUUUUCUAAGGACUGUUUACAUGGACUGUAAUUUGUUUCAGGAAUCACUGGAUUUCCUUGUUCUUGUAUGCAAAUUUGUGCAUUGUUUUCAUUGACAUUAUCAGAACAGUUGUGAUUUUCUUGUUUACUUACAUUCAAAUGUUUGAUAUUUGAAUCUUUAAAGGACAAUGUUACUUAAAGUUUAAUGUAUGUUUACGUGUUCAACGACUGAAAAGGAACACUGGCAGAUUGUUUGCAAAAACUUUAUUAUAUUCAUAGACUUUUCUAUUGUGGAAUGGAGAACUGUUUAUUCUGGAGUUGUAUUAAAUGCAAGGAAAUGCAUUGCCAUACAUGACAGUCAAAGACUGGUUACACAUACAUUGACUUUGAUCAGUAUGGAUCUAGAUCUGAGCACCAGACAGAUCAUAUUUUGAUUGGGCAACAGUAUUUGUAUUGUGAACUUGUUAUAUCUCCUCUUAGCUCACUUUGUCCUUUGUAGAGCAUAUUUUUCUUUUAUAAAGAAGGGGGGAUGUUGAUGAUUGUGUUAGUUGAGACCGUGACCUCUGACAUUGUGUUCCGUUCCCAUGAUGCAUUAGUAUAAUGGUUAGGUAUUGAAUAAAGUUCAGUGUUUAUUGAACAUGUGAAUGUUGCGUUGUUCCACAUACACACAG
Messenger RNA from Lingula anatina, 1777 nucleotides. RefSeq lists its product as uncharacterized. Lineage: Eukaryota; Metazoa; Brachiopoda; Lingulata; Lingulida; Lingulidae. The record is from RefSeq and is a predicted model, not a curated record.